UGCGAUCAUCAUUAAAUAUUGCAAGAAGUAUGGAAGGAACAAUAAAUAACGACGAACUGGACGAAAAAAUAAAAGAAGGCGAAGAAAUGAUAAGCAAUCUAACUGCUGAUAAACACGUAACGGAGGAAGAAUUCCAAAAUUUUAUGCAUCGUGUUAACGAAGUUGAGAAAAUUGUGAAGAAAUUAGCAUCUCCCGACCCUGAGGAACAAAAACACGGUCAGAUAUUGGCGGACGAAAUUUUAGAAACGAAACCGACCAAGGACUUCUCUGAAGAUGACGAAUUGAAAGUAAAGGUCAAUCGUACAGUGAUCAACAAAUAUUCAAAAGAUGAGAACAUCACCGACGAACAAAUGUCACGAGAAGCGUUUAUGUCGAGUGUAGAGAAGGAUGCGAAGGAAAGAGCGGAGAGUCGAAAAAUUCGAAACGAACGAGCGGAAACGAUGAAAAGGAUCGGCAAUGGAGCAUUUAAGGAGGAAAAUUAUGAAAAAGCUGUGACUUAUUACAGCAAAGCACUGGAACAACGAAAAGAUUCGUCCGUGUUAUGGAAUAACAGAGCUUUAUCGUACAUUCGUCUUGGAUUGUACGAAAAAGCUUUAGACGACUGCGAAUGGGCAUUAAAAAUACACGAGGCGAAUUUAAAGGCACUUUUAAAUAGCGCUAAAUGUUACAAAAAGCUUGGAAACGAGAUGAAAUAUAAAGAGUACAUUCGAUUAGCGAGAGAAAGAAAUCCACACUUCAACAAAUUUAUUAACGAAUUUGAAGAAGGUACGGAUGGGUGCGUGGACGAACAAACCUAAUGUAAUAAUUGACCAGUAAAGAAUAGAAAUAUUUCUCAUGUA
Osmia lignaria (orchard mason bee) is the source of this 839-nucleotide messenger RNA. Its product is annotated as tetratricopeptide repeat protein 12-like. Gene Ontology annotation, cellular component: centrosome; cytoplasm. Gene Ontology annotation, biological process: sperm axoneme assembly; axonemal dynein complex assembly. Gene Ontology annotation, molecular function: protein binding. The record is from RefSeq and is a predicted model, not a curated record. NCBI's taxonomy places the organism in Eukaryota, Metazoa, Arthropoda, Insecta, Hymenoptera, Megachilidae.